ACUUUCUCGUUCCGUUCUUAAUACUCCCCCUCCACCCCUCUUCCCAUCACUCCUCCUCUUCACUCUCUUCAAAACUCUUUAUGCUUUUUCCAGUUGAGCGAUUCAGGGCUGAGACGCAACCGCACUGGAGGGACAAUCAAACCGCGCUAGACCGGCGCGAGCACAACCCAGCUCCGACCAGAACUCCGACCCGCCUCCACUUCUGCUUUGAAACGAUGGGAUAUGCUGAUUUUAAAAGUUGACCGGGAAUUUGGAGUCUGCGAAGCAUGGCUUUCCUUUUAACUUUCUUAUUCCUGUCUUGUUACAGUGCGAAGAGUGCUUGGGGGAACCAGCACAGUGAGACCAGUAUCUAUUUGGAUAACAUCACACGGAUCUUGGACAGAUUACUGGAUGGCUAUGACAACAGGCUGCGACCUGGAUUUGGAGGUCCAGUUACAGAAGUCAAAACUGAUAUCUUUGUCACCAGCUUUGGGCCCGUUUCAGAUGUUGAGAUGGAGUAUACCAUGGACGUGUUCUUUCGCCAGACCUGGAUUGAUGAGCGGUUGAAAUUUGAAGGCCCGAUUGAGAUCCUGCGGCUCAACAACCUGAUGGUCAGCAAGAUCUGGACGCCUGACACAUUUUUCCGAAAUGGCAAGAGGUCGAUCUCUCACAACAUGACCACCCCUAACAAGCUGUUCCGCAUCAUGCAGAACGGAACUAUCCUCUACACCAUGAGAUUAACUAUAAAUGCAGAGUGUCCCAUGCGUCUGAUGAACUUCCCAAUGGAUGGCCAUGCCUGCCCACUCAAAUUUGGGAGUUAUGCUUACCCCAUUAGCGAGAUUGUGUAUACAUGGAAGAAAGGCCCGCUGUCUUCUGUUGAGGUGCCACAGGAAUCAUCAAGUCUUCUGCAGUAUGACCUGAUUGGUCAGACAGUGUCAAGCGAGAGGCUAAAGUCCAAUACAGGUGAAUAUGUUAUCAUGACCGUCCACUUCCACCUGCAAAGGAAAAUGGGCUUCUUCCUCAUUCAGACUUACAUUCCUUGCAUUAUGACUGUCAUCCUGGCCCAAGUCUCCUUCUGGAUUAAUAAGGAAUCUGUUCCAGCUCGCACUGUGUUUGGUAUCACCACUGUGUUGACCAUGACAACACUCAGUAUCAGCGCCCGACACUCUCUGCCUAAAGUAUCCUACGCAACCGCUAUGGAUUGGUUCAUCGCUGUUUGCUUCGCCUUUGUUUUUUCUGCCCUGAUUGAGUUUGCGGCUGUCAACUACUUCUCCACGCUGCAGGCAAACAAGGAGCACCGGAAGGCAGUGGCCAUGAAGGCGGUAGCUCAGGAGGCAGCCGCUGCAGCAGCAGCUCCUACUGCAGGGCCUGGGAAUGACGGUGAAUCUUCCUCUGUGGAUCCCAGCAGUGCACUGAAGAAGAGGAUGAACUCUGCCCUGCUGUUUGACCGGCCAGCCAAAACAUUUCCCAACCCACCUGUCAAUCCCAAUGCCUUCCUGCAGCAGGGUUCAGCUGUACCUGCCAACAAAGUCCUGACUGGCACCAGCAUCAUUGACAAAUACUCCCGCAUCCUGUUUCCCCUUUCGUUUGGCGCCUUUAACCUGGUCUAUUGGAUUGUCUAUCUAACCAAGGACACCAUGGAGAUGUCCAGGGAUACAGUCUAAGCCCAGAGUAUGUCUUCCUUGAAAUCACACUCAAUACACACCUCCAGACACCUGCACACAUCCUGUACCUACACAACAACUAGAUGACAGACAUUUGCCAAGGACUCUUUUAUGCUCUCCCAGUGCAUUGAUUUUUUAAGUGUUCCCUUGUAAAGUGUGCAUUUUCACAACAGAUAUCCAAUCUUCUUUUGCCAGCAUGUGCUGAGAACUCAUUACUUGUGGGUCUGUGCAUCUGGAACCAUUCCAAACAGGUUGUAUCUAGCUGUCCGUCUCUCAUGUUUGUUCUCUUCUCAGAUAUACAGUGCUGUAAAAAUGUCCUAUUUCCUCUCUCUUUGCAUAUGUGUUACAACUGUCUUGGUUUUUUGAACAAAAGAAUUACAUAGACACUUUGACAGUU
Messenger RNA from Thalassophryne amazonica, 2040 nucleotides. It is a transcript of the gene gabra6b, whose product is annotated as gamma-aminobutyric acid type A receptor subunit alpha6b. Gene Ontology annotation, molecular function: GABA-A receptor activity; benzodiazepine receptor activity; GABA-gated chloride ion channel activity. The transcript has 10 exons. The coding region runs from base 267 to 1643 and encodes 458 amino acids. NCBI's taxonomy places the organism in Eukaryota, Metazoa, Chordata, Actinopteri, Batrachoidiformes, Batrachoididae. The record is from RefSeq and is a predicted model, not a curated record. Gene Ontology annotation, cellular component: postsynapse; dendrite membrane; neuron projection. Gene Ontology annotation, biological process: synaptic transmission, GABAergic; nervous system process; regulation of postsynaptic membrane potential.